Molecule: messenger RNA, 1224 nt
Organism: Helianthus annuus (common sunflower)
Lineage: Eukaryota; Viridiplantae; Streptophyta; Magnoliopsida; Asterales; Asteraceae
Exons: 1
Coding region: 1-1224 (407 amino acids)
Molecular function (GO): RNA-DNA hybrid ribonuclease activity; nucleic acid binding
Source: RefSeq, a predicted model, not a curated record
AUGAAAGAUUGUCUCAUCAAACUGCCAACAUUAACCGCACCAAACAAAGGAGAACCUUUGGUACUCUACCUAUCAGCUUCCGAUAGGGCAGUCGGAGCAGUCUUACUUGUCGAUCGUCAAGGUACUCAGACACCAGUCUACUAUGUGUCACGAACCUUGACCGACCCAGAAACCCGGUAUGCCAUCAUGGAAAAGCUAGUCCUUGCACUGAUUCAUGCUUCAAGGCGGCUGCGCAGAUACUUUGCCAAUCACGUCAUCCAUGUGCUAACAAACUACAACAUCGGCAACAUCCUUGCAAGGCCAGAAAUAUCAGGAAGGCUAGCCAAAUGGGCGAUAGAACUGGGAGGUCACAAUGUGGUUUUCAGACCACGACCAUCAAUCAAAGGCCAAGUCUUGGCAGAUUUUAUGACAGAAGUUCCAGAUGACAAAGAUAGAGAAUGUAAAGCAAUGGAAAAAGCUGAGAAAAAGCAAACAGAGGAGCCAUGGUUGUUAUACACCGACGGCGCGUCUAACGAAGACGGAGCAGGCGCAGGGCUAAGGCUGGUAAGCCCCGACAAACAUGAAUUCACGUACGCCAUACGCCUAUAUUUUAAAAGCACAAACAACGAAGCCGAGUAUGAAGCUUUCCUGGCAGGCUUACGAUUGGCGGUCAAAAUGGGGGUCCGACACAUCGAAGCGCAUGUGGACUCCAUGCUAGUAGCGGGGCAAAUCAACGGCCAAUACGAAGCCAAGGGGGAUGUAAUGGCACUCUAUCUCAGCCAAGCAAAAACGUUGCUACAAACCUUCUACUCCUACAAGGUGCACCACAUAAACAGAAGCGAGAACAAGCCAGCAGACGCGCUGAGUAAACUCGCAUCAACAAGUUUCCAACACCUAGCAAAGGAUGUGCGCAUAGAAGUUUUGAGCAACCCAUCCGUUCCACUCAGAGAAGUAAGCGUCAUCCAAACAGGGACAACUUCUUGGAUGACCCCAAUAAUCAUGUACCUUCAGUCUGGGAUUCUCCCGGAAAACAAGGCGGAGGCAAGAAAAAAUCAGUACAAGGCCGAGCACUACCAGAUGGCCGAUGGAAUUUUAUACAGGAAGUCAUACCUAGGACCGUUGCUAAGAUGCGUAGAUGCCGAAGACACAAACUACUUAAUCCGGGAAGUUCAUGAAAGAAUUUGUGGUAUCCAUGUCGGGCCUCGAAUGGUGGUGGCAAAAGUGAUGAACGCCGGGUACUACUAG